UCCGCCGGAGCGCUCUCGGGGUUUCUCUACACCCUUGCAGUCUACCUGGAGUGGUCCAUCUACUGGUUCGUGCCGCUGACGCUGAUCGUGGCGCUAGCUGGAGGGAUACCGGGAAUCUUGACCGUUGUCUACGCGUAUGUCGCGGACGUCAGCUCCACGAAGUGGCUCACACUCCGUCUCGGCAUCGUGGAGUCCAUGGUGUUCUUCGGGAGCGGGACCAGUCUGGCGCUGGGCGGUGUGUGGCUGCAGAGCUCACACUGCAAAUUCGUAGCUCCAUACGCCAUUUACUGCAUCGCCAACAUCCUCAUUCUGGUCUACGUGUUGUUCCUCUUGCCAGAAUCCCUCACCAGGUCGCAGAGAAAGGCAAAAUUCACAGGUUCCUCUGGACUUCGCCACAUUGCGAGAAGCUUCCAGAUAUUCUUCACACGAAAUGAGUACUCUCGCUGGCGUCUCUGGUGUGUCGUGUGCAGCAUGUUCAUCAUCUACCUGGUGUUCACCGGUGCGUCGGAAAUCAGCACCCUCUUCUUGCUCCACGCACCUCUCAAGUGGACACCUGGUGCAAUAGGGAUCUUCCAGGCCAUGUCCCAGCUCUCCUACGGCCUCUCCAUAUUUCUCAUCAUUCCUCUGUUUGUCUAUCUCCGAGUCCCCGAUGCACUCAUUCUACUGAUCGGUGUGUUGUGGGGAACGGUUUGUUACCUUCUCACCGGUUUUGUAAGGAAUGGAUGGGAGAUGUAUGCAGUUGGAGUUGUACAAGGGGUGGAGUCUAUUGUGGGACCUCCCAUACGGAGCACAAUUUCCAAGGCAGUGGCCCUGAAAGAUCAAGGAGCUGCAUUCUCUAUCCUGUCAUCUGUCGAGGUACUGGCAGCGUUGAGUGCAGGCAUCAUCUUCUUCUUCUUUCUACCCAGUCACCCUAUCCCUGGGGCUCCCAGCUGGCACCUCGUACAUCCUGAUGGCUGUGAUUAACCUUCUUCAACUGCCUCUGACCGUGUGAGCACACACACUCACACUCGGUGCGAGCGGAGACCAAUUAGCUGUUGCAACGUUAAUUCAGAGGUUCCACAGUAUUCUGUUGGUGUACCACAAGAGACCUGGGGGAGUGUACAGAGAACAGAAGAGCAUAUCAGAGAGGGAAACUGCAGAGAACGGAGAAAACCAUGUCAGAGGGUGGUAAGGAAGAGGGGAGAAGACGGAGAGAGAGAAUAGUCCUUUACUGCAUCGUAAGACGUCACGAGACAGUCGUUACGGAGCUGCAAAUGUUCAGCGCUCCUAAUUUUUUAAAGCUAAUCUAAUUUUGUCCUCAUAAUGAUCUUGCAUUUAAAAAAUAUAUAGCAAGGUUAAUAGACACACGUCAUGGAAGAAGUAAAAGAGUAUAAUAUACACAAAAUCAGAUAGAAAAAAGAGACGGUGAACGAUUGAGAGAAAAUAUGAAUGAUUGAGAGAGGCUGUGAGUGAGAUUGGUCGAGGAAUAAAAUAAUACAUAAUGUUGUCGUGGUUUUGAGUCAUCGAUCUGUCAGUCUGUUCGUUGGUAGGACUCCUGGAGCAGAGCACCAGGUGUUGGGGGUUGUAUAUAUCGCACAGGUCGAAGAUGGUUCAGGGGAAGAAGUGAGCCAAUUUCAUGUUUGGGAAAUUGCAGCUAAUCCAGUGAAGUGAUU
Messenger RNA from Geodia barretti, 1652 nucleotides. Lineage: Eukaryota; Metazoa; Porifera; Demospongiae; Tetractinellida; Geodiidae. The record is from the annotation of a GenBank genome assembly.